Molecule: messenger RNA, 1912 nt
Organism: Daktulosphaira vitifoliae (grape phylloxera)
Lineage: Eukaryota; Metazoa; Arthropoda; Insecta; Hemiptera; Phylloxeridae
Exons: 2
Coding region: 29-1705 (558 amino acids)
Source: RefSeq, a predicted model, not a curated record
UAUUUUUUAAAUUAGUAUAUUAUUUAUAAUGGAAUUUUAUUCGUUGAUUUUAAUGUCUAUUGCCAUUGUUAUAUUGAAACUAGGCGAAUCAGAAUGUUUAGAUUAUCGUAAAGAUUACAUAAAUUAUACUAAAAAAAUUGUCGGUUACAUUUAUUUUCAUAUUGGAUCGAAUGAAAUGCGAUAUCUUAAAUUUAAACAAGAUUCACAUUAUACUAUUAAUAUAGAAAAAGCAUUUCAAUCAGACACAACCAUGACUAAUUUCAAAGCUGACUAUUCUUAUACAAUAAGUGUACUGAAUUACAAAUAUACUGAAAUACUAAAAAAAUUCCUCGAAUACGUAGAUAUUAUUCUUCAUAAAUGUAAGCAAUUUCAUGAUAAUAAUUUUACCGAAAAUUUUAUUUCUUGUGUAACAUCACUCGCAGAAGAAGUGAAAAAUUCCAAGACUAUGUUUGAAAAUCUUUACAAUGCUACGAAGUUUAUAAGCUACAUAGAUGUAAGAUUUGUGUUUAGAUCCAUUGUACCAAAUGUUAUAAUUGAUGAAAUCGAAUUUUUUAAACAAUAUAUCUUACAACAAAUAUCAGAGACUAGUCCUUUUGAUCUCAAUAGCUUACCAAAUCUUAAAGACACUGAAGAGAAAUUUAAGAAAUUAAAUGAAUUUUAUACAGAAGCAUUAGAAAAAGUAAACAAUAUAUUUCAAAAUAGUAAUAUCAUCAACACUUCUAUAGAAACUAAUUCGAUAACAAAUCAAAUUAAGGAAUGCUCUAAUGAAAACGACUCUUACUUAGUGUAUUUAACAUGUAGUAAACUUAAUUCAUUUUACAUCGAAACUAUAGAACUUUGGUACAAAAACCUUGGCUUUGAAAUAUUUCUCAGCCCCAAGAUACCUGAACUUAAACCACCAAAAUAUCGAGAAAUAAUACAAAAUGAUGGAAUUAAAGCUCUCAAUAUUUUUCGUCAGGAAUCUGGAUGGAAAAAAAUGAAUUACAUAAAUAUAAUUUAUAAUAAUAAACAACUCAACGUAGAUUGUAUGAUAAAAGACGAAAUAAAUCACAUAAAUUUUCAAAUAAAAAAAGAACAUUUUUUACAAUUACUAAGAUGUAGGUUUACAGAAAUAAUUAAAAAUAUCUACGUAUUGUUAUCUGCUAUACUGCAUAUAUGCUAUACAGAUGCAAUGCAUUUUAAAUACAGUUGUUUGGUAGAAUUAUUUGACUCAUUCAAUAAAUCCAUAAAAAUGUUUGAAGGACUGAAUACAGCUUUGAUUACUUUAAAUAAAUUUUUAAUAUGGGAUGAUAGAGUCAAAUCACAUUCAAGUUUAGAGAAAAUUUUGAAAUGGGUUGAAUGUUUUCUCUGUUUAUUAAAGAACAAUGACUUUUCAAACGAUCAGCAGGGUAAGAAACAACCCGAGAAGAUUGAAACACUAGAGAAAAUAUUUCUAAGUUUUCGAUAUAGUUUCUAUAUGGACUUAAAUAUCGAGUUGACUAACAUGAACGGGCGUUGUAUUAUGACAAAACCUUUUUAUGAUAAAUUCAAAAUAAUAAAUUCAUUAAAAAAUUUAGUAAACACAGUGAAUAAUCACAAUUUAUUACAGUCAACACAAAUUUAUCUUAAUGCGUGUAAUUUGUUUGAAAUUUUUUGUGAAAAAGUUCACACAUUUUUUUGCGAAGAUCUGGGUUUCAACAAAGUUUACAGUCUUAUCAACAGUUAAAAAAACAGAAUUAUUUAAGUUAUUGUAGAUUAGACGGAUUUUUUAUUUAUUUGAACUUUAUUAUAUAGUAAAUAGCAAGUCAUAAACAGUUAAUUUAAAUAGUAGAUUUUAUAAAAACUUUGUUUUAUUAUUGUUAAUUAUUUAUUAUGAUAUUUUAAACAUAAUAUUUAUAAAUCAUCUCUGAAAUAUAUGUUUUUGUAAAUUUAC